UCACGCCUCCUCCUGCGCUGGCACCGAGUAAAUCAGCGUACCAUGGACGCCAGAACAAGAGCCCUGGAGGUCUACGUGGACCUCAUGUCCCAGCCGUGUCGCGCCUUGCUGCUCUUCUUAAGGCACAACCACAUCCCCCACACGGUUAAGAAUGUGUUGCUGCACAGAGGAGAGCAGAAGACUCCAGAGUUCACCAAGUUAAAUCCGAUGCAAAAGGUUCCAGUGAUUGUGGACAAUGGAUUUGUCCUGACAGAGAGUGAUGCAAUCCUGAAAUACUUGGCCACUACAUACAAAGUUCCACACCACUGGUAUCCUCAAGAUCCCAAAAUAAGGGCCCGCAUCAAUGAGUAUAUGUCAUGGCACCAAACAAACACGCGGCCGCAUGCAGCAAGAGUGUUCAUUCUGGAGGUGCUUAUGCCUCGUAUGACUGGUAAUCCUCCUGAUGCUAAGAAGGUGGAGCGGGCCUUAGCAGACCUCAGUGAGACCCUUGACAAGCUGGAGUCGGUAUUCUUAAAGCAGCAGCCCUUCUUGUGUGGGGAUGAGAUCACUCUUGCUGACCUGCUAGCGAUAUGUGAACUAAUGCAGCCACUUGGUUCAGGGAGAGACGUGCUAAAGGACCGUCCAAAGCUUGAUGCAUGGAGGGAGCGGAUCAAGUCUGCAAUGAAGGACACAUUUGAUGAAGUUCACGUGUAUCUUUACCGCCUCCGCGACAAGGCCAGAUUAUAAACCAGAUUUCACUGGCUCUGGGAAGGAAGCAUGUGAAGGACACUACUUCAACAGAAAGGCAAAGCAAGCUGAUGUGAGAGUCUGCUCGGUUAAGCAAUCAGCAGUGCCAAUGAAUUGCAAAUGUGCAGAUCGAAAUUCACAAUAAAUUGAAAAUAAUUAUGUGA
Messenger RNA from Erpetoichthys calabaricus (reedfish), 890 nucleotides. RefSeq names its product glutathione S-transferase theta 2 (gene gstt2). Gene Ontology annotation, molecular function: glutathione transferase activity. The coding region runs from base 43 to 726 and encodes 227 amino acids. Gene Ontology annotation, biological process: glutathione metabolic process. Gene Ontology annotation, cellular component: cytoplasm. The transcript is spliced from 5 exons. The record is from RefSeq and is a predicted model, not a curated record. NCBI's taxonomy places the organism in Eukaryota, Metazoa, Chordata, Cladistia, Polypteriformes, Polypteridae.